AAGGGACAGUUCGGAGUAACAUCAACAUUAGGAAAUAUUUAAAUGGCAUGCCUUUAACCUUCGAAUUCUUUGCAUUAUAUUGCCAUCUUUAAUGUUUGAACUACUUUAUGGAUCAGUGAUCUUAUAGUAUUGGUUUUAUGUUAUCGAUGUUUUUUUCUCCUCAAAACGAUAGAAAACCUUAUUCUAAAUGAAUGGCAACCGUAAAUGUAGGCGAGGAGAUGGCAACACUCGACACAUCCCGGACCCUCACUCGCUCAGUCAGCGUCUCGGAAGACGUUGAGUAACAGGGUAUGGACACGCUUCUUCGGCGGUGGCGGCAAUUACGCUGAGGUGGCGCUCUGGUUUUGAGAAUGAAGCCAUCUGACAUUUGCACUCUGCUGCACGUGAAUCUUUGGUGGGCGCUCGCAGUUUGUAUUUCGUUUUCACGCGGGGAAGACGCCGCCGCGAAUCCACUGCGGCGUUCCUUGGCAUGCAGUCAGGAGGAAACGCAUUCGUGCAGGCAAGGAAAGGUUACCUCGACGUCUUGGUCUGGGAGAGGAUGCUUGUGCGACGACCUCUGUGGCGAGUAUGGAGACUGCUGCCACGACGCGGAAAAGGACGUCGAUCUCGGACCUGCAUCUGAGGCUGGGAGGCACCGCUGUGUCUCCCUUGUGAAGGACGAGGGCCAACACAUGCGAGCGUCCUGUCCCUCUGGCUGGGUCGACGAGAAGGUCGCGGCGCUGUGUCGGGCAGCUUCACUGGAACAAAUGUCGUUCCGAGAAGACCCGCUGCUUCACAUGCCGGUCACCAGUAGAACGAGCAACGUGACGUACGCGAACUACCAGUGCGCAGUAUGCCAUAGCGAUACGCAUGACGUGGUCUUUUGGAACGUCGACUUGAAGUGCCCCUCACUUAUAGGCCCUAGCGAGGUUGAGGUGAAUGCGUCGCCAGGUGACCUAGUGUUUCGAGAGGGCCAGUGGGGAGUAGUUGUGAAUGGCAGUGAGCAAGAAGUGCACAAAUGUAAUCUGACACUCUCCCUCGGAAACAUUUGGAAAUUCCCCGGGAGAUCGUGCAGACUUGUUGUGGACAAGUGCAUGGAAAACUGGCACGAUGAAACGACAGAAAAACUUUGUCAUUCAUACACAUCUCACGUAAACAUAAAUGGGGAAGUUUACAAGAAUAGCUUUUGUGCUACUUGCAACAAUGCGUCCAGUACCAAUGUAAAAUGUGAGCCCUGGAAUUACUCUUAUCCUGUUCAGGCCCAACUCUUCCUGUGUUAGGUCUUUUGCAAUAUUGAUAGAUUUCACGUG
Messenger RNA from Penaeus vannamei (Pacific white shrimp), 1289 nucleotides. The record is from RefSeq and is a predicted model, not a curated record. NCBI's taxonomy places the organism in Eukaryota, Metazoa, Arthropoda, Malacostraca, Decapoda, Penaeidae.